Messenger RNA from Cavia porcellus (domestic guinea pig), 2656 nucleotides. RefSeq names its product broad substrate specificity ATP-binding cassette transporter ABCG2-like. Gene Ontology annotation, cellular component: plasma membrane. Lineage: Eukaryota; Metazoa; Chordata; Mammalia; Rodentia; Caviidae. The transcript has 16 exons. Gene Ontology annotation, molecular function: ATP binding; riboflavin transmembrane transporter activity; ATP hydrolysis activity. Bases 539 to 2509 code for a protein of 656 amino acids. The record is from RefSeq and is a predicted model, not a curated record. Gene Ontology annotation, biological process: transmembrane transport.
CCAGGAGUACAGAAGGGACCCUGCAGCUCUCAUGGAGAAGGGGAGGCACAGGAGGAGGCAGCCAGGAGCAGAGUGGGGAUGCUUGGGGAGGUCUUCAGGGUGCAGCACAACUGGAGAAGCCCAGACUGGAUGCAGUCCAGCUAAUUGGGAGAUUGAGGCCUUGAGGGCCAGGUGAACCCAAGAGUUUAUGGGAGACCUGGAAAGCAUAGUAUUGAACUGGAGUACAGCUCAGAUGCUUCCUGUCUUAAGAUGAAAACUGCCCUGCAGGUGCUGUUUAGAAGUUUCCUUGACUCCUCUCUACUCUCUGAAAACUUUUUAAAAUCAGUGAGUGCUGAGCUCUGCCUCUGAACCCUGGUGUGCUGAGAUCAGGGGCCUGGGGGAUCUGAACCGCCUUUGAGCCCAGUGAAUACCACUGUGUGGAGGGAAAGGUCUGUAGGUUUUGUUUGUACAUUUUAUUAGCAAAUAGAAGCACAUUGCUCAAUAGAAAUGACCGAGUCUUUGGUCCUUCAUAGACUCCUUUAAAAGGAGAAGUUUCCAGAUGUCCUCCAGUAAUGUGGAGGUUUCUAUCCCACUAUCACAAAGAGAUACCAAUGAUCUCUCAGAGAUGACCUCCAGUGACCUGAAAUCCUGUACUAAAAAGGCUAUUUUAAGUUUUUGUAACAUCUCCUAUCAAGUAAAAGUGAAGAGUGGUUUUCUACUUGGUAGGAAAACAGUGGAGAAUGAAAUAUUAUCAAAUAUAAGUGGGAUCAUGAGACCUGGCCUCAAUGCCAUUCUGGGACCAACAGGUGCAGGCAAAUCUGUGUUAUUAGAUGUCUUAGCUGCAAGAAAACAUCCAGAAAAAUUCUCUAAAGAUGUUUUGAUAAAUGGAGAACCUCGUUCUGCCAAUUUCAAAUAUCACUCAGGUUAUGUGACACAAGAUGAUGUCAUGAUGGGCACACUGACAGUGAGAGAAAACUUACGCUUCUCUGCAGCUCUUCGGCUUCCCAUGACCAUGACGAAUCAUGAAAAAAACAGGAAGAUCAAUGAGAUUAUUGAGCAAUUAGGUCUGUGUAAAGUGGCAGAUGUCCAGGUUGGAACUGAACAAAUCCAUGGUGUGUCUAGAUCAGAAAGGAAAAAGACCAGUAUUGCCAUUGAGUUGGUCACCAAUCCUUCCAUCUUGUUCCUGGAUGAGCCCACAAAUGCUUUAGACUCGAGCACAGCUCAUAAUCUCUUUUUACUCCUGAAAAGGAUUUCUAAGCAGGGACGAACAAUCAUCUUCUCUAUUCGUCAGCCUCGGCAUUCUGUCUUCAAGAUAUUUGACAGUAUCACCUUAUUGGCUGCAGGAAAAUUAAUAUUCCACGGUCCUGUGCAGAGUGCUAUAGAGCACUUUGCAUCAGCUGGUUACAACUGUGAGCCCUGCACCAACCCUGCAGAUUUUUUUCUGGAUGUCAUCAGUGGAGACUUAAUUGCUAUGGAAUCAGACAGAGAUGAGGAAGACCAUGAAUGUGAGAAUAUUGAAGAGUUUUCCUUCAAAGAGGAGUCAGUCACAGAAAAGCUAGCUAAAUUCUAUGUUAACUCAUCCUUAUACAGAGAUACAAAAUCUGAACUAGAUCAACUCUCACAUAAUCAGCAGAGGAGUUCAGCCUUCAAAGAGUUCACAUAUGCCACCUCCUUUUGGCAUCAACUCAGGUGGAUUAGCUGGCGCUCAUGUAAAAACUUCGUGAGUGAUCGCCGAACCUCUAUACUUGAGAUCAUUACAAUUAUUAUGGAAGGACUUCUUAUAGCUGGCUUUUUCUUUGGGAUAAAAAAUGAUUGUUCUACAAUCCAGACUAGAGUCUGGAUGUUCUAUGUGUUGACAGCCUGCCAUUGUUUUGCCUACGUGUCUGCAGUACAGAUCUUUCUGGGGGAGAAGCAGCUCUUUGAGCAUGAGCAUAUGAGUGGAUACUACAGACAGUCUUCAUAUUUCCUUGAAAAAGUGUUAUGUAAUUUGCUACCCAGGAGGUUGUUGCAAAGUUUUAUCAUUACUAUCGUAGUAUACCUUAUAGUAGAAUUGAAUCCAGCAGUUAAGGCUUUCUUCAUUAUGUUGCUUACCCUUUGGAUGGUGGCUUGUUCAGCUGAUUUUAUGACACUGGCCUUAACAAUAGAUCAGAAUUUGCUGAAUCCCAUGACAACAUUUCUCACGGUCAGAUAUUUUCACUAUAUGCUGAGAUUUUCAGUGAUGGCACUUUUUUUUGGAAUCAGUGUGUCUCAGCUGUCAUGGCUUCAGUACAUCAGUAUUCCAUAUUUUGGAAUGAAGGCUUUGCAGCACAAUGACUUUUUGGGGCAAAACUUCUGUGAAGGACUCAGUGAAACUGAAAUCAGUGGCUGUCCAAACUUUGUAAUAUGUACUGGUGAAGAAUUCCUGAGAAGUGUGGAUAUUGAUCUUUCACCUUGGGGCUUAUGGCAGAAUCACAUGGCUUUGGGUGCUGUGAUUAUUAUAUUCUUCAUAAUUGCUUUCCUAAAAUUAUUGUUAUUUAAAAGGCUUGUUUAAUGGAUCAGAGAUUUAGCUCACUGGCAUACAUGCCAGCUUGGCUAGCAUGAGUUCUUGAGUUCAAUCCCUGGUUCAAAAAAUGUUUUUAAGAUUUCUCUUAAAUUUACUGUGAAUUACUUUCCCAUUAAAAAGAUACAUAGCCAUUUA